UUUGCCUUUCAGGGUCAGUCUGGUAAAAGGCUUUACUCCUUUGACAUGAACCACUAUGCCACUAAGAAGAGUGUAGCUCAGAGCAUGCUGGACGUUGCUCUGCUGAUGGCCAACUCGUCCCAGCUGAAGACCAUCCUGCAUGUGGGCCCAGAGUACCGCUUCUACGUCCCUCUCAUCGUUCUGCUCGCUCUGUCCAUCACGCUGCAGGUGGUGGUGGGACUGCUGCUCGUCUUUAUUGUGAAGUAUAAUCUGAAUGACGAACGGAAACGAACCAAGCUGGAGACGAUGAACAACAUGGCCACGGUGUUCGUCUUCUUCACGGUUCUCAUCAACAUCUUCAUCGCCGCGCUCGGGUUCCAGGGCCAGUCGAUGAUCCCACCUGUCAUCCCCUUAGAACCUCAGCUGCCUCCUUUGCCUGUUAACCUGACUAAAACCCGGGCCCUACAGGAAACUACGCCUCCUCACGUUCUUAUUUAACAUUAUUUGUUUUAAAUAUACAGUAUAUGCAAACUGCUCUUCCCAAUAUUUUUGAAUCAUAAAUGUAAUGCCUGUUUUUCUUAUGUUUUACAAACAUUUUUUUUUGGGGGGGGGCGGGGGGGGGGUACUUUUUAUUCUAAAAUAUAAAACAGUCUUCAGUCUUUGAUGUGGGUUUAAAAAUACAAACAAUGACGCUUUAUUGACAAAACAAAUAUGGAAUUCAUUAUGGGGAAAAAAAAACAGUUCAGUACUGAAAAAAAAAAAUCAUUUCAUUAAAAAAAAAAAAAUACAACAAACGCCAAAACUGAAUUCAAUCCAGUUUUUUUUUUUUUUUUUUUUUUUUGGUGUUGUCACACACAGAUUCACUUACAGGUACAUAAAUUCAGUUCUAUCUUAUUCAUAAUCCAGUUCACUCAGAUGCAGAUGCUAAUGGAAAUUGGAAGAAGUUAUCCAUCUAAGGGACUGAUUGCUCUGCAACGGGGAUCAAGCACAUGGCAACAGGGGGAAGGAAUGACUCACUUCCAACAGGAAGUAGCCUCAAGCAGAACCAGACUUAGUGUGAGAGGCCACCAUGCUCUGUGAUCCAGUUAGGGUUCAGAAGAUGGAGCAGGAGCACAAACACGGACACGAUGGUCCAGCAGUACGCUCACAGUAAAGACGAAAGAGUACACAGAUGUAAAGGCAGGCAGGUGUAGCUUAGUAGGGAAGUAGAAUCAAUCAUAGUCAUAAUAAAGGAGCAUGGUCGGGCUUGUUGCUGCCAAGCAGAAUGACCGAUUCUUAAUGUUUCUGUUUCAGCAGACACUGUGGUGAAAUGGAGUGUGAACUUUAGACCUUUAAAGCUUUCUGAUCUGACUAGUUGGAUAAAACAUUACAUUUCGAGAGAAGAAAAAAAAAAA
Messenger RNA from Xiphophorus couchianus (Monterrey platyfish), 1373 nucleotides. RefSeq names its product ninjurin-1. Gene Ontology annotation, cellular component: membrane. The record is from RefSeq and is a predicted model, not a curated record. Gene Ontology annotation, biological process: cell adhesion; tissue regeneration. The coding region runs from base 46 to 477 and encodes 143 amino acids. NCBI's taxonomy places the organism in Eukaryota, Metazoa, Chordata, Actinopteri, Cyprinodontiformes, Poeciliidae. The transcript is spliced from 3 exons.